Aspergillus steynii IBT 23096 is the source of this 1046-nucleotide messenger RNA. RefSeq names its product putative GINS DNA replication complex subunit Sld5 (gene sld5). NCBI's taxonomy places the organism in Eukaryota, Fungi, Ascomycota, Eurotiomycetes, Eurotiales, Aspergillaceae. Gene Ontology annotation, cellular component: GINS complex. The transcript has 2 exons. The coding region runs from base 40 to 843 and encodes 267 amino acids. The record is from RefSeq and is a predicted model, not a curated record. Gene Ontology annotation, biological process: DNA-templated DNA replication; double-strand break repair via break-induced replication.
GUCUCUCUCCCAUUGCACUCGCAAUCCCAUUCCUCGGCCAUGGAUAUCGAUGACAUCCUCGCCUCCGUCGACCGCGGCGAUGUGUCUACCCCAGAAUCGGCCGGUCUCGACCACCAGCUCCUCACGCGCUUCUGGGUCGCCGAGCGCGGCGUGUCGGAGCUCCUCCCAUGGCCGGGACCACUGAUGGAGCGCAUGAUGGAGCGAGUAAAAAGACAAAUCGAAUCCAUCGAAGACCUCGCCGCCUCCUCCGCCGAUCCAACAACUCCCACCACCCACAAUCCCACCCUCAACCUCAAACUCUCCAUCCUGCAAACCGACCUCUCCCGCACCCAAUACCUCCUCCGCUCGCUCCUCCGCCAACGCCUCUCCAAACUCACAAAACACAGCAUGCACUACCUCCUCCUCAUCGCCUCCGCCCCCUCAAACUCCCUCCCGCAAUCCACCCCCUCCUCCCAGCACCAGCACCAACAACCCGAAGACUCCAUCCCCGACCUCACGUCCGUCACGGACCCCUCGCCCCUCUCCCCGCAGGAAGUCUCCUUCCUGCACGCCCACCAGUCCCUCCUCGCGGGCCAUUUCGGCGCCUCGUUUCUGUCCUCGUUCCCCCCGCAGCUGCGCCGGUUGGAUGAUAACGCCGGCGGAACGAGUAUGGUGCAGGGGCCGGAGUUAAGGGAGGUCGUGUUCGUGAGGUGUCUAGUUGAGGAGGUAAUGGUCGUCGUGCCGCCUGGGGACGGGAUUGAGGAAGAGCAGUUCGGGACGGCGAUGCGCAUGGGUGAUGUUUGGGCGGUUCGGUGGGAGGGUAUUCGGAAUGCUUGGGUGAGGGGGGAGGUGGAGCUCUUAUAGAGUUAUUGUCAUUUUGUUCUAUCUGUGUGUUUGUGGGCUGGGGGGUGUUUUCUUUGGUUUGUUCUUUUGGCUAUCGGUGUAGUGCAUAUGCCAUGUCUUGCAUUUUGGAGGCGUUGGGUUUCCUUUUCUUUUGGUUGUCUGUCUGUCUGCCUGCUUUUUCUGUGUUGUGUUGUGCAUGAUAUAGAUCUAUAUCCUGAUUGUUU